CUUAUGACGUCUACCGGUCUCGCACAGUCGCUUGGUCGGAGAGGAAGGGAUUAGAGUUGGAGUGGAUCGCAAAGAUCUAGUUUUCAAAAUGAAUGUUUUAAGAACGUGGAAACAGUUGUCCAGACUUGGACAGACAACGCAAACUCUUCAACAAGGGCUGAUAGGCAGUUUGGUACGACUCCAGUCGACGCAAGCUCAAACUUUGAGCUUGAAAGAAACAAUGUAUCGCAUAGUCCCGGAGAAACAGAAGGAAGUUGCGGAAUUCCGGAAAACUUACGGCGAUAAAUCUUUGGGGGAGUACACAGUUGACCAGGUUUAUGGUGGUAUGCGAGGUAUCAAAGGUUUGGUUACAGAAACCUCACACUUAGAUUCAAAUGAGGGGAUUAGGUUCCGAGGCUAUACAAUUCCAGAAUGCCAAAAGCUUUUGCCUAAGGCAGAUGGCGGUGAAGAACCUUUGCCAGAAGGAAUAUUUUGGUUACUUAUGACAGGAGAAAUACCAACGAAACAGCAGGUUGACAACUUGUCCAAAGAAUGGGCUGCCAAUGCUGACUUGCCGCCACAUGUUGUGCAGAUGUUGAACAACUUUCCUGAGACUCUGCAUCCAAUGAGCCAGUUUAGUGCAGCAAUCUUUAAAGUUCCUUACUCCCAAAUUUCUGAAGAUUUGAUUCUCUCUCCGCAGUUCACUUUUGAUGAUGCCAUGGAUGUGACAGCCAAGAUCACAACAGUGGCAGCAUACAUAUACAGAAAUGUGUUCAAGGAUGGAAAAGUCACACCUGUGGAUCCAGGCAAAGAUUGGGCUGAUAACUUAUCUAGCAUGCUCGGUUUUGAGGAUCCUAUGUUCCACGAGAUGAUGCGGCUGUACCUUGUUCUGCAUGCUGAUCAUGAAGGAGGAAAUGUCAGUGCUCAUACCACCCACCUUGUUGGUAGUGCUCUGUCAGAUCCCUAUCUGUGCCUUGCUGCUGGUAUGAAUGGUCUGGCAGGACCUCUUCAUGGCUUGGCUAAUCAGGAAGUCUUAAUCUGGACCACAAACAUGCUAAAAGAUGUAGGAGACAACCCAUCUACAGAGAAAGUUAGGGAAUAUGUCUGGAACACUCUGUCUGGUGGGCAAGUUGUGCCUGGUUUUGGACAUGCAGUUUUGAGAAAGACAGACCCUCGUUACACAGCCCAGAGAGAAUUUAGCUUAAAGCAUUUGCCAGAUGACCCCCUGUUCAAACUUUGUGGUCAGCUGUAUGAAAUUGUUCCAAAUGUUUUACUGGAGCAAGGAAAAGCAAAGAACCCUUGGCCUAAUGUUGAUGCUCAUAGUGGAGUUCUUCUUCAGCACUAUGGUUUGACAGAAAUGAAUUACUACACUGUUUUGUUUGGUGUAUCGCGUGCCCUGGGUGUGCUUUCAUCAUUAGUCUGGUCUCGUGCCCUGGGUCUCCCAAUUGAACGCCCGAAGAGCAUGACAACGGAAUUGCUUAAAUCAGCUGUUGGUGCUUCAUAGGCACUCCCGAAUACUUUCAAAACAAAAUAUGGAUCUUUGCUGCUGGUCUGCUUAAAGGAAACGGAACUGCAACGAUAAAACACCCAGUGUUGUUUUUAGAAACUUUUUUUUUUUCAAAUUUUCAUUUUCUCUUCUCUAAACUUUCUUUUGUGUGCUUCAACUGGAUAUAACAAGUAAUUAAUAAGUAUAGUACAGGAAAAAUUGUAUUGGAUAAUUCAGUGUUAUUGACACUUUGACUGCACUUUUUAUUAACAAAACAGAAUAAACUCAGGUAUUUAAGAGUGAAGUGUAGGUAGUGAUAACACAUGGAUUGAAGGAUAAAGGGAAAUCAUAUUGUA
Molecule: messenger RNA, 1821 nt
Organism: Pocillopora damicornis (cauliflower coral)
Lineage: Eukaryota; Metazoa; Cnidaria; Anthozoa; Scleractinia; Pocilloporidae
Product: citrate synthase, mitochondrial
Biological process (GO): tricarboxylic acid cycle; citrate metabolic process; carbohydrate metabolic process
Cellular component (GO): mitochondrial matrix
Source: RefSeq, a predicted model, not a curated record